Molecule: messenger RNA, 2091 nt
Organism: Cuscuta epithymum
Lineage: Eukaryota; Viridiplantae; Streptophyta; Magnoliopsida; Solanales; Convolvulaceae
Source: the annotation of a GenBank genome assembly
UGUCAAGCUAUCGAUAUAUAAAAGGACACAAUUAGUUUCCCUUCGUCACCUUCGUUUAAGUGUUUAACAAUCCAUCAACAUUGACAAGGAACUCGAAGGCAUUCGAUAUCUGAAGGCGGCAAUUUUUUAGGCUUUACCAAACCCUAACAUCGAACAAGUGAUCGCAAAGAGGUUGUUCAGCGGCGAAGGUUGCGAAUUUCAGGUUUAUAAUUAGUUUCUUUGAGGUCGUGUCUAUAUUUAUAAACAUUAAACUCAGUUGCCAUUGUUUGUUGUUGUUAUUGUUUUUGCAUUCAUUCAAUCGAAACAACAACGGAGCUUUAUAAGUAUAAUUAGAACAACCCUACACCAGAACCAGUUGUCUACAAGAUGGUUUAUUGCUUGAUUUUUUGGUCACGGUGACAGAAGGUAGCCGCCUAAUUUAAGGAGAAGCUGUGAAGCUGUUAAUCCUGGAGCAGGUGAAGGCAUGAGUGCUACUGAUCUAGGCCUAUUGUUGAGGGGGGAGGGUGGUAAUGAAGACGUAUUGUUGGAAAUACUAGCUAGGCUACCAAAUAGUAGAAAUGCAAUUCAUGCAGGGUUGGUUUGUCACCUUUGGCAUUCCAUCAUCUUUCAGCAGCAGUUUAUCCCCAGGUUUAUAGGCCUCCAGGAACAAAAGAAGAAAGAGCAGCCUUAUUCCAUCAUAUUCCGCAUAGUAGAUGUUUUUGAGCAUUUCGGAUAUGGGUAUUAUCGGCCCAUCUGCAAACUAUUUUCGGAAGAAUCCAUGGUUCUCCACGGGGGAGGAAAGGAAGAGACAGUCACAUCAUGUAGAAGUUAUCCUCCUUUAGGCAGCCGCGGCAGCGCCCAGCCGCCUUCACCCAACAUGGUCAUAAGAGCAUCUUGCGGUGACUUGCUGUUGUUGUCGCAAGAUGAACCCAACUAUUUGGAUAAGCCAUACUCCUACUAUCUCUGUAACCCAAUAACCAAACAGUGGCUCCAUCUCCCCCAUGUUUGGUUCAGAGAAUUCGUGAUUGGGUUUGCAGUAGUACGCAUGCCACCCGCCUCUAAAAGCUGUGGCAGUUAUGAAUACAAGGUGGUUCUCAUUCAUUGUCCCAUUGAUUGUGCAGAAGUUGAAUUUGCUCGCAGAGGGGACAGUUGGAAGUUUAGGAUGUCAAUUUAUUGUUCAAAAUCAAGAAAAUGGAGUGUUAAUUCAUGGUUUCGAUAUCCUAUACCCACUACCACUGAGACCCCUAGGCUAUUCAUUAAUCCAAUCACUUGUAAUGGAACUAUUUAUUGGUUUAAUUGCAAUGUUGUUCCUGACUAUGUCAUUGCCUGUGAUUUGGCGAACAACCCCCACUCUACUGCCUUUAUUGACCUUCCUGAAGGCUCUAUGGCUGGUGGUGGGAGUGUUGUUUCACUAGAGUUGGGUGUUGUCCUGGGAGAACUGAGAUUAUUCAACGUAUUCCGCCCGUCGUUGGGUGACCCGCAGCAGCCUCGCGAUCUCAUUGAUGUUAAAGUUUGGGAGUUGAAUCACAGAACCAGUUCUUGGACUCUCGUUCAUGACACAUGCUUCAAUGAUAGGCUGCCUCCGCCUAAUGGCAUCCAAGUAGAAGAAGAAAACAAGUUCAACAUCCGUACGGUUGCUUUCCAUCCACACGAUGGGGACAUGGUCUUCUUGGUAUGCAGCUGUGGUGUUUUCCAGUAUCACAUUUCACAGGGUGUGUAUGAGAAGGUCGACGAGCUCCUUCAUUUCGUGACUCCAAGCGUGCCUCUUACGUCCUUCACUCUCCUCCACUCUAUCUGGCCCACAACCAUGUUGCUCUCUCCUUCCGAAUAGAAUAGUAAUUGUUAUUACUAUAGUUGACUCUUUUUUACUGUGUGCACACAUACUACGUAUAUUAUUGUGAAAUAGUGAUGAGCAUUAUUGGUUCAGGAGUGUAAUCUUUUGACCAUGAGGGUUUUCAACAUUUGUCCUACCUCCUUUUUCCUUGUGCUCACUCUUUCAUUUGCUUUAGUUGUAACUUGUAAGUUGUAACCAAUGUUGAAAAUAUCUCUAUCGGUAGUAGUUUUGACACUUCAGUUUUUAAUAAUAUCACUUGAUAAUAUGGCUAUCACAAA